UGACUCUGGAACAAUGGAGAACAGUCCUCUGCAGGUGGUGACGGUCCCCACCGCCCCCUACCCCGACCAGAGGCCCGGCACCGACGGCCUGAGGAAGAGCGUCUGUGUGUUCCAGUCCAGGAGGAACUACCUGCACAACUUCGUCCAGAGUAUCCUGUCCUCCAUUGACCUGCGCGACCGCCAGGGGUCAACCGUGGUGGUGGGGGGCGACGGGCGCUUCUUCAACCAAACCGCCAUCGAGGUCAUUGUGCAGAUGGCAGCUGCCAACGGGGUGGGCCGCCUGAUCAUCGGGCACCACGGGAUCAUGUCCACGCCCGCCAUCUCCUGCGUGAUCAGAAAAUACAAGGCCAUCGGCGGCAUCGUCCUCACCGCCAGCCACAACCCCGGCGGGCCGCACGGAGACUUCGGCAUCAAGUUCAACACCGCAAACGGAGGCCCGGCCAAGGAGGCCGUCAGCAGUAAGAUCUUCCUGAUCAGCAGAACCAUCGAGGAGUUCGCCAUCUGUCCCGGACUGAAGGUGGACCUGACCACGCUGGGAAGGCAGACCUUCGAUUUGGAGAACAAGUUCAAACCCUUCACAGUGGAAAUCGUGGACUCUGUGGAGUCGUACGCCAACCUGCUGAGGAACAUCUUCGACUUCGCUGCUCUGAAGGAGCUUCUCUCUGGCGACCACCGCAUCAAGAUCAGAUUAGACGCCAUGCAUGGAGUGGCAGGACCGUAUGUGAGGAAAAUCCUCUGUGAGGAGCUGGGCUGUCCCGCCAACUCUGCCAUCAACUGCGUCCCGAUGGACGACUUUGGGGGUCAGCACCCGGACCCACACCCCACCUACGCCACAGACCUGACCGACAGCAUGAGGGACGGACAGUACGACUUCGGUGCAGCGUUCGAUGCCGACGGGGAUCGGAACAUGAUCCUCGGUAAACACGGGUUCUUCGUCACGCCGUCCGACUCUGUGGCGGUGAUCGCCAACAACAUCUUCUGCAUCCCGUACUUCCAGCACACGGGGGUGAGGGGCUUCGCUCGCAGCAUGCCCACCAGCGCAGCGUUGGACAGAGUAGCCAAAGCAACUAAAAUAGAGCUAUAUGAAACUCCCACUGGGUGGAAGUUCUUCGGAAACCUGAUGGACGCCGGCAUGCUGUCCCUGUGCGGAGAGGAAAGCUUUGGUACAGGGGGAGACCACAUCCGGGAGAAGGACGGGCUCUGGGCCGUGCUGGCAUGGCUGUCCAUCCUGGCCUCCAGGCGGCAGAGUGUGGAGGACAUCGUCAAGGACCACUGGCUGAAAUAUGGAAGAAACUACUUCACCAGAUAUGACUACGAGGACGUGGACAUCGAUGCGGCCUGUGAGAUGAUGGAGGAUUUGGAGAUGAUGAUCGCUGACAAGUCCUUUGUGAGGCAGAGGUUUGCAGUGGAAGACAAAAUCUACCAGGUGGAAAAAGCAGACAACUUUGAGUACACCGACCCGGCAGACAGCACCAUUUCCAGGAACCAGGGACUCCGGAUCAUCUUCUCCGAUGGCUCCAGAAUCAUCUACAGGCUCAGCGGGACGGGCAGGAGCGGGGCAACGGUGCGAAUCUACAUUGACAGCUACGAAAAGGAGCUGAUUUUCGAGGACACACAGGUGAUGCUGGCGCCACUCGCAACUAUCGCAGUGAAGAUUUCCCAGCUCCACCACAGGACAGGCCGCAGUGGCCCGUCGCUCAUCACGUGAUUUCUUCUGUGUUUUCUGUCACCAUUGCAUUGCUAAAGUUAUACCGUUUUUUUUUUUUUGUUUUUGUUUUUGUGCAACAAUUUUUUUUAUAACUGUUGAAUCCAAAUGUAGCUGCUUCACAGGCAACAAAGUUAAUGUUGUGAAAGAAAAAUAAUCGUAUA
Molecule: messenger RNA, 1869 nt
Organism: Salarias fasciatus (jewelled blenny)
Lineage: Eukaryota; Metazoa; Chordata; Actinopteri; Blenniiformes; Blenniidae
Product: phosphoglucomutase-1-like
Exons: 11
Coding region: 14-1708 (564 amino acids)
Biological process (GO): carbohydrate metabolic process
Cellular component (GO): cytosol
Molecular function (GO): magnesium ion binding; phosphoglucomutase activity
Source: RefSeq, a predicted model, not a curated record